AUGCUCCUCUUGGAAAACUCGACUAUGCCCCGUCACUUGUUCGACGAAUUUCCCGACCGAUGUUUCCCUGUGGAAAGCAAUCAUCAAGUGUUAAUCGACCCACGGUAUGUCGGCCGCAGUUCUCGGCAUGUACUCGGGAAUGCAGCAGGCUCGAUUUAUCCCAGUCAGAUUCACCUUCCCACUGGUGCUUACAGUACCAAUGAUUUGAGGCUUGAAGAGAAGACUUGGACUAAUAUUAAAUCUUAUUUAACAAGAUGUCCUGUGGUGCAUCUUGUUCAUGAAGUGUCAAAUAUCAUAUGA
Molecule: messenger RNA, 300 nt
Organism: Striga asiatica
Lineage: Eukaryota; Viridiplantae; Streptophyta; Magnoliopsida; Lamiales; Orobanchaceae
Source: the annotation of a GenBank genome assembly